Molecule: messenger RNA, 1126 nt
Organism: Aspergillus heteromorphus CBS 117.55
Lineage: Eukaryota; Fungi; Ascomycota; Eurotiomycetes; Eurotiales; Aspergillaceae
Product: dimethylallyltryptophan N-methyltransferase
Exons: 2
Coding region: 1-1053 (350 amino acids)
Molecular function (GO): methyltransferase activity
Source: RefSeq, a predicted model, not a curated record
AUGGCCGGACUCACGGUUCUGGAUGUUCGCCAAUCAAGCACGGAGGAGAGUAUCCGCGACAAGAUCAUCGAAGGGAUGUGCAAGGAGAAAAAAGAGCUCACAAGUCUCAUAGUAUGCAGCGCAGAAGGCCUACGGCACUGGGACCGUCACUCCGCCGACACAGACUACUACAUACGACACGAGGAACUGGGCAUCUUCAAAAGCAAAGCGAACGAGAUAGCGAGCAGCAUCCCAGAUGGUGGCGUGGUGGUGGAAUCUGGAAGCGGAACCCUGGAAAAUGUCAUCCCGAUGCUAGAGGCACUUGAGCACCAGGAGAAGAACGUUACCUACUACGCGUUAGAUGUCAGUCACUCGGAGAUUGCCUCAUCGCUGGAAGUGAUCCCAACGGAGACAUACAAACAUGUGCGGUUCGGGGGACUGUAUGGCACCUUUGACGAUGCUCUGCGGUGGCUGGAGGAAGAUCCCGCGGUUCGAGACUUGCCUCAUUGCGUUCUGUUCCUGGGCUCGAGUAUUGGGAGCUUUUCGAAGUCGGACGCAGCUAGAUUUCUGCGCAGUAUCGCGACCCAUGCGCUGAAGUCUCCGAAUAGCUCUGUCUUGGUCGGGAUUGACGGAUGCAAGGAGCCUCUGAAGGUGUUGCGGGCGUAUACGGCCGAUGGAGCCCGAGGCUUCCUGAUGUCCGGAAUGGAUCAUGCAAAUGCUAUUCUUCGAGAAGGACACAGCGAGGAUGAGACUGGUUCGGUUCCUCCGACAUUCGAUCCGGAAAAAUGGUACUAUCUGACGCGGUGGAACCGUCACCUUGGUCGGCAGGAGGGCUCAUACUUUCCGAGAUCAGACGACGUUCGACUGGGCCCGCCUUUGGAGCAUAUAGUGGUCAAAAAAGACGAAUUGGUCCAGGUUGCUGUGAGUCAGAAGUAUGGUCACCAGGAAAGAAAGCAGCUGUUUGACGAGGCCGGGCUCCAGGAGGUGGCCUCUUGGUCGAAUGAGGGCUGUGAUGGAGGCCAGUACAUCUCGCCAUAUGCGGUGCUCUAUAGACUCCAACCAACGAAUCUAUAGAAUUACACCUACCGAUGCAAGCUCUGAAUUGGAAAAUCGUCGACUGGGUAUUUCGAGGAGAUUUCGUUUCGGG